AGCGGCGGAUACCGCCCAUGGUGCCCGCCGCCGGAGCCGGUUGCCAUGGUGCCCAGCAAAUGCCGGCCUGCCGCGGGGGCCCGGCCGGGACACUCCGUCUCGGCAAGCAAUUAUGGGCUUCAGUUGGUUCUCCAAAGCACCUCGACAGCAGAAAGAACCAAACCUCUUGAGUUCAGAUUACACAAAGAGCAGCCAUAUCUUCACAACAGGUUCUUACAACAUGAUCUGGAAAAGAACUAUUCAGGAAAACUAGAUGGCAGAUUAAGCCCUUUAGCACGCAGCAAAAAGUUGUAUGUCCCUGUAUCAACUAAUUUUGCAGAUAUUCCUAGUCUGGAGAUGAAAUAUGGCGCAGGUUCUCUGACAGCUUUUGGCGAGUGCUCUUUUCCUAACCCUUCAAAAUACAGAAUUCAACAGGGCUGUCAUAGCGCCGGUGGAAAUAUUCCAGAUAAUAUCACUUAUGGGAACGCUGCCUUUCCCCUGGUGCACCGUACUGCAGAAGAGAAAACCCAGCACUCGGACAGGUUGACCCUGGAAAGACAAAAACUGACGGUUUGUCCCAUCAUUGAUGGAGAAGAGCACCUCCGUCUGUUGAGCUUCCAGCAUAACUGCAUAACUCGGAUCCAGAAUAUUUCGAACUUGCAGCAUCUUAUUUUCUUAGAUUUGUAUGAUAACCAGAUAGAGGAAAUCAGUGGCCUUUCUACACUGAGGUCCCUCCGUGUCCUUUUGUUGGGAAAUAACAGAAUAAAGAGAAUAUCAAACCUGGAUAAUCUUGUAAACCUUGAUGUCUUGGAUCUUCAUGGAAAUCAGAUUGCUAUCAUAGAAAAUCUAAAUCAUUUAAGUGACCUGAGAGUGCUGAAUCUUGCUCGAAAUUGCUUAACGUACAUCGAAAACCUCAAUGGAUUGGAUUCAUUGACGGAACUUAAUCUCCGAUAUAAUCAGAUCAGAUUUGUGAAAGAUGUGGACACUUUGCCCUGCCUCCAACGUCUAUUCCUCAGCUCUAACAAUAUUUCUCGUUUCGAUGACAUUCUGUGCCUUGCCGAUUCUGCGUCCAUUUCAGACAUCACCCUAGAUGGCAACCCCAUAGCGCAGGAGACAUGGUACAAGCAUACGGUUCUCCACCAUAUGAUGCAGCUCCGACAGCUAGAUAUGAAGAAAAUCACAGAAGAAGAAAGGCGCUUGGCAUCAGUGGCGCUAAGAAAAGAGGAAGAGAAGAGGCGUGAGAGCCAUAAGCAGACCUUACUGAAGGAGAAGAAACGCUUGACAAUUAGCAAUAUUGCCCGUCAGUGGGAGAACCAACAGAAUCGUUUCGCCCUGCUGUCUUCCAGUCAAGAGAACAACAAAGAGAACGAAUCCUGCCAGAACAACAGAAGUGCUGCGUACGUCUUUCCUGAGGAAGCCAGGUCUCUUGAUUCGCUUCUGAGCAAAGCUACCCAAGGGCUGUCCGUCCUAGACUCGCACCUGGUGGAAAUCGAUGGCGACACUCUUUACCUGUAUGGUUCCGGAGCUCUGGAGUCCUUGGAUCGAAACUGGAGCAUUCAGACGGCUGGAAGUGUCUCCACAAUCUCCUUUAUUUUCAUAGACUUUGAUGAAAUUGUUCCAGUGUUGCCGAAACUGAAGAUCAAAUUUCCCAAUUCUCUACACUUGAAAUUCAAGGAGACCAACCUCGUCCUGUUGCAGCAGUUCAAUGCCUUAGCCCAAGUCCGUCGCCUUGAGCAGUUAACAGUUGAUGCUCAGGGAAAUCCAAUCGUCGCCUUCACCUUGUGGAAGUAUUAUGUUCUUUUUAGACUGAGCCAUUUCAGUCUGCAAAAAAUAAACGGGAUAGAGGUCACGCAGAAUGACAUGAUAAUGGCGGAAAGACUCUUUGGCGUCUUGGCCUACGUAGCGUCAUCAGAUGUACCCUAUUGCCGCCUGCUUUCAUUACUUGGAGACUGCAGGAAGAAACAAUUGUGUUAUCUUUUGGAGGCAAAGGGGAAGAAAUUUGGGGCUUUGAGCGAAGAUGACAAUGACCGUCAAAAGCUUGGAGGAGAAAACGCCAGUCGGUCGACAUUGAAUUACACCACGAGAGAUUCCCAGACAGAGAAGCUUGAGGAAACGAAGGACAGGAAAAACUUCUGCCAAACCUACAUUCAAGACUUAGUGAAGGAAGCAACGGACAUCAAUAUGAAAAACGAGUCCUUGCAGAAACUCUGGCCUCAGAUGUUCAUUGAACUUGUCAGGGAUGCUGUGAUCGAGAUACGCAAUAAAGAUUCCUACAUGAAGCUCUGCUUACAGCGGAUCACCGAUCAAAAACCCUAAAGUCGUGGGUUCCUCUGCAUUUCCGUAUCAUGUUGUCAUUUUUCACAAAGGCCUAUAUUGAUGCAUAAAGUUGCCAUCGCUCUAGGACACCUUUUAAAAUACCUGUAUAGGAAUAUUGCGUUGAAGGAACCUAAUUUUCACAGUAAAAUGUGCCCUUCCUACAUUUUCUGAUGAGCUUUCUUUUCUCUUGCUCAGAAACACAGCAGUGUGAAUGCGCACUGGCAGAAAACAGUAUUCUGCAGAUAAAUUGGCGUCUGUGCUGUGGCCUACUGAUUCUGCUCCUCUCUGGUUUUGUCAUUGUUGAUGGCAUGGUUUCUCUUUCCACACUAGAACAACACUCGCUUUAAGGAAAGAAGUUCCCCUUUUUCUCUUUCUGAUGCUUUGCCUUU
This is a messenger RNA of Elgaria multicarinata webbii, 2684 nucleotides long. It is a transcript of the gene LRRC49, whose product is annotated as leucine rich repeat containing 49. Gene Ontology annotation, molecular function: protein binding. Lineage: Eukaryota; Metazoa; Chordata; Lepidosauria; Squamata; Anguidae. The record is from RefSeq and is a predicted model, not a curated record. The transcript is spliced from 17 exons. The coding region runs from base 46 to 2295 and encodes 749 amino acids.